UACAUCGCGACGUUUGAGAAACGAACUCUCGGCCUAUAAAUUUCAUUCCCGACUCAUCUUCCAUGGCUCGUCCGUUCGCUGUCUCCUUCUCUCUCACUUCGAUCCACUCUCUCUUCAGAUCCCAUCCCAAGAACAGGAUCUUUGUGUGAAUAUAUUAAGCCAAGAAGUCGGAGAGAAUGGGUCGUGGAGUCAGCAGCGGAGGGGGCCAGAGUUCAUUGGGCUACCUGUUUGGGAAUGGUGAGGCUCCCAAACCUGCUACAAAUCAUGCUCAGCCUGCUCAGAACCCAGUACAGAGCCCAGUACCAGCUGAAAAUAAUGUACCUGCCCAGAAGCUGCAACCCAUAGAUAACGCUAAGCAGAUUCCUGCUGGCAUCCAUGGAAACCCUGCCAACAACUAUUUCCGUGCUGAUGGUCAGAACAGUGGCAAUUUCAUCACGGACCGUCCUUCAACUAAGGUUCAUGCUGCCCCUGGCGGUGGCUCUUCCCUCGGCUACUUGUUUGGUGGUGGUGGUAACUGACUGCCAUUUUGCCAAAUGCCAUGAAGUUGGUGCUGUUUGGAACUCUAGCUAGUAGAAGCACUAUCGGGAUAUGUUAAUUAGAUAAUAUGAUUGUUUGUUAUGUAAUAUAGCUCCGUGCAGGGAUUGUUCUGUCAUUUUUCUUUGAUUAAAAAUUGGGCUAAAGAAGGCGGAGAAAAAGUCAGUUGCUUGUCCGGAUACUUAAAAGGUGUGAUUUUCCUGUCAUGUGCCUGGUGAAUGUCCAUUUGUAGUUGUUGUUACAGUUUUAGUACUGAAUUUUCUGUUUAA
Molecule: messenger RNA, 803 nt
Organism: Magnolia sinica
Lineage: Eukaryota; Viridiplantae; Streptophyta; Magnoliopsida; Magnoliales; Magnoliaceae
Product: protein SPIRAL1-like 2
Exons: 3
Coding region: 177-518 (113 amino acids)
Biological process (GO): cortical microtubule organization
Cellular component (GO): cortical microtubule, transverse to long axis
Source: RefSeq, a predicted model, not a curated record